GAAGCGUGUUUAGCGCAGAGCUCACGCGCCGUACGGAAGUGUGCUCUGGCGCACCGGAAGCUGCCGGAAGAGAGCGAUGGCGGGUUUGACUGUGAGAGACCCUGCGGUGGAUCGUUCUCUGCGUUCGGUGUUCGUGGGGAACAUUCCAUAUGAGGCUACCGAAGAGCAAUUAAAGGACAUCUUUUCUGAGGUUGGACCUGUUGUUAGUUUCAGGUUGGUAUAUGAUAGGGAGACAGGAAAGCCAAAGGGUUAUGGCUUCUGUGAAUACCAAGACCAGGAGACAGCACUUAGUGCCAUGCGAAACCUGAAUGGGCGUGAGUUCAGCGGAAGAGCACUCCGAGUGGACAAUGCUGCCAGUGAAAAGAACAAAGAAGAGCUCAAGAGCCUUGGCACUGGUGCCCCUGUCAUUGAGUCACCUUAUGGAGAGACCAUCAGUCCUGAGGAUGCCCCUGAGUCCAUUAGCAAAGCAGUUGCCAGUCUUCCACCAGAGCAGAUGUUUGAGCUGAUGAAACAAAUGAAGCUCUGUGUCCAGAAUAGUCCCCAGGAAGCACGGAACAUGUUGCUUCAGAACCCUCAGCUGGCUUAUGCUUUGCUACAAGCACAGGUAGUGAUGAGAAUUGUGGAUCCAGAGAUUGCCCUGAAAAUUCUGCAUCGCCAGACAAAUAUUCCAACACUGAUUGCAGGCAACCCUCAGCCAGUCCACAGUGCUGGGCCUGGCUCAGGAUCCACUGUGUCAAUGAACCAGCAGAAUCCUCAGGCCCCUCAGGCUCAGUCUUUGGGUGGAAUGCAUGUCAAUGGUGCACCUCCUCUGAUGCAAGCUUCUAUGCAGGCUGGAGUUCCAGCUCCAGGGCAGAUACCAGCAGCUGUAACAGGACCUGGUCCUGGUUCCUUAGCUCCUGGAGCAUAUAUAUUUCCUUUGAAGAAAAGAGAAUUAUUGCUGUGUAGAAAGGACGAGACAAGGACUUGUGGAGGAAUGCAAGCCCAGGUUGGAAUGCCAGGAAGUGGACCAGUGUCCAUUGAACGGGGACAAGGAACCCUACAGCACUCGCCUGUGGGACCCGCCGGGCCUGCAUCAAUUGAGCGAGUUCAAGUGCCGAUGCAGGACCCCAGAGCCGCUAUGCAGCGUGGGCCCUUGCCUGCCAAUGUCCCAACUCCUCGAGGUCUAUUGGGAGACGCUCCAAAUGACCCGCGUGGAGGCACUUUACUUUCUGUAACUGGAGAGGUAGAGCCUAGAGGUUACCUGGGACCACCUCAUCAGGGUCCACCCAUGCACCAUGUCCCAGGCCAUGACAGCCGUGGCCCACCCCCACAUGAGUUGAGGGGAGGGCCAUUAGCUGAGCCCAGACCUCUAAUGGCAGAGCCAAGAGGACCCAUGCUAGAUCAGAGGGGUCCACCCUUGGAUGGCAGAGGCGGAAGAGAUCCCCGAGGCAUAGAUGCACGAGGGAUGGAGGCACGAGCCAUGGAGGCUAGAGGAUUAGAUGCCAGAGGAUUGGAGGCCCGUGCAAUGGAAGCCCGCGCGAUGGAGGCCCGCGCGAUGGAGGCCCGUGCGAUGGAGGCCCGCGCGAUGGAGGCCCGUGCGAUGGAAGUCAGAGGGAUAGAGGCCAGAAGUAUGGAUACAAGGGGCCCGGUCCCUGGCCCUAGAGGCCCUAUGCCUAGUGGAAUCCAGGGUCCCAGUCCAAUUAACAUGGGGGCAGUUGGCCCCCAGGGAUCCAGACAGGUCCCAGUCAUGCAGGGAGCAGGCAUGCAAGGGGCGAGCAUUCAGGGUGGAGGUCAGCCUGGGGGCUUUAGUCCUGGCCAGAACCAAGUUACCCCACAGGAUCAUGAGAAGGCUGCUUUGAUCAUGCAGGUUCUUCAGCUGACUGCAGACCAGAUCGCCAUGCUGCCUCCUGAGCAGAGGCAGAGUAUCCUGAUCUUAAAGGAACAAAUACAGAAAUCCACUGGAGCACCUUGAAAGGUUUUCAAAAAUACCUGGCAACAAAUCGGGAAAUUAAUUCCAUAACUUUGUUGAAAUGUUACAAAAAGAUGACUUCUGCAUCCUAACCCUUGAAUGACUCAAAUUGGUGCCAGGUGGAGGAUUCCCAUCACCUUCUCUCAGAACAAAAUCAGUUCAUUCUGUUGUCUUAGUUUGUAUAUUUUCUGUGACUUGAAAUAAACUUUGAACACAAUUUUAGUAUACUGCAAAUUGAUAUACACCUUUUUGCUUUUAAAAGGCUGAACACCAAGGGUGAAACCUUAGAUGUGUUUUCAACCCUUACCGCAGUAUUGUACUUUAAUGUUAUAUUGCCAUAGUUCUGUUUUUCCUUUAAGUUAACCACUUAUUCUUCUUGGUGAUAUUUGAGAAUUUCUCAGAAGCAAUGUUUUCUGGAACUUAGUUUUUGCUUUGUUCGCUUCCAGCAGGAAUAAUAAGAUUUGCCCUUUGAGAACUUGCUAGAACUUCUGAGUUUACUGGGAGAAAAUAGCCCCUGCUUAGAGCUAUUAAAUGGUCAGAAGGCCAACAAAGCAAAGAGCCUAGCAGAGCAGUGUAUUUGGUUUAGGAAAAGCUAAUGAUCAAAAUGCACUUUUUUUUUAUCAAUAGCAGGUUUAUUCACAUGCAUAUUUCAGAGCUAAGACAAAAAUGUUGUAUUGGCACUGGUUCAAGUGUGUCAGCAACACAGGAGACUGUUAACAUUUACCUGUCUGUUCUAAAACUCUGCAGUCUUGGUAGUCAACCUCAAAAGUUAAAGAAGCCACUAACUUUUCACAUGUUCAAGAAGUAAAAACUAAAUAGAAAUCAAAGGAACAAAAUACAUUUCAUUCUGCCUUCUAGGUAAUCACUAACUUAUAGCCUUCCCCCAUAACCAAAUUUAUUCUGGGAAAUUAAAACAUAGAAAACCCUAAAACUUCUACAUUCUUCUCAUUUAUUUUAAGAGGACCAAAUGUAGAUCACAAGCAGUCAGAUUGCCCAUUAGGCCUGCCCCUGUCUGCUUCCUUACAGAUAGAUGUGACAGUAAUUAGUGCCACUCGCUCUGACCUAUGGCUCCUCCUGCCUAGUAUUCUCUCUCUCAUAGUGGCAUUAAGGAGGAACAUGAUUUCUCUCCCAUCAGGCCAACCUCAAGAGGUUAAGAGAUGCCUUAAUAAUUAGUAAAGUUCCACUGGAACUAUUCUUUGAACCUAUUUAUAUUCUCAGAAUCCUACCCUCUGGGUGAGGAUUAUGGUCAAGUGAAUUAAAAGCCUGCCAUAGGCUUAGAGAAUGUAAUAGCAUAUUGCUUACAUGUCAAGCAAAAUAAUGCAAUGAUAAUCAACUUUAUGAGAGACAUUGAAAUUGAGGGAUUUUCUAUUCUGAUAUGUAAACAUUUACUACGAAAAAAAUUCGCUGAAUAAGCUACUUCAUAUUACAACCUAGGAAGAAAAACGCCCAAAACAGCUGAGGAGCUUUCUGGGUAUCCUGCUCAUUCCCAAUUCAGGCUUGGAUGUUGAUUAUACAUAGGAUUUAUUAUCAUUACCUUUUCUGCCUACUUCCAUGAAUAUUCUAGGCCUUAACAUGUUGAUUUUAGCAGUAGUCCUAUCUCAAAGUAUUGAUAUAGUUAGACAUUGAAAACUGAAAGUGAAGCCUUUCUCAUUAGGAACUCAUUAUGUAAGUUUCAAGGAACACUAAGAUUCCAAAUCAAAAUCAACGAAGAUCAAAUUAUGUGGUCAGCAGUUGUCUAAGAGGAGCCAAAUCAUCCAGGUUCCAUUGUGCAUUUUCCUAAAGCCUUAUUAAAUUUCAUUUAGAUUGUUGAAAUCCAGGAAAUCAGCAACAGCAGGGAUAUUCCAAUCUGUUCUACAGAAAUAGCCAUUACUAUUUUUUCUGAUGUCCAAUUAAAUGAAACACAAUUAGCUGCCGUGAGUUCAUGACACCUUUGUUUUGUUCAGACUAGUUACUGAAAAUGGAUCUUACCAAUCCUUCAAGUCAUUCAGGUUUUUGGAUAAUUAGAAACAACCAUCUAUUCAUUUUUGGUCACUUAAUGGUAGAGAAAUAGGUGCUAUAAUGCUAAUUUAGUAGAAACAUUCUUACAAAUUUAAUCAGUUGACUUGUUUUGGGGCACAAUGAAGUAUGGGUUUUUUUCCCCUCUUUUUUAAGGGCCCCCCCCCCCCCGUCUUCUUCGCUUCUACUGAUCACUGUGAUUACUAACAUCCCAGAGCCAGGUGGAUGGGAGAAAUAAAAAGCAUUUUGAUAGGAGAUAAGACAUUUUGCUUAUGUCAUUAGGUGAAUGAUUCCUUAAUAAAUAGGGAAGAGCCGGAAAAAUGGUAUAAAAGUUUUAAAUUAUCUUUUUUAAAAAUGAAACAUUCGUAAACCACCUUAGUAAAAAUGAUUAAAGAGCCCCUGUUGACUGUCAUCUUAAGAUGGAGUUCGAGUUUUUGCAGUUAUUUCCAACAGAACCAUGUAAGCUAAUGAUAAUAUAUCUGACUUUCAAUUAUAAUUUCAAUUAUAAUUAGCAUCGUUUCAAGAUUUUCUUUCCCAAAUGGGGAACCUAGAUUAAGUAAUAAGAUUCAUUCAUUAAGCAAAGAGGAAAAUCCUUCAUUUCUUGACAAGCAAAAAUAAGUAAAGCAGAAAUUGCUAUUCACACUGGAUAAGACCAUGUUUUAAAUAACAGUAAGAAUGUACAUAGUGUUAUAUAGGGAUGGGGUUCUUGGUGAUUUUAUGUUCAUUGUUUUA
This is a messenger RNA of Zalophus californianus (California sea lion), 4675 nucleotides long. RefSeq names its product cleavage stimulation factor subunit 2 (gene CSTF2). Gene Ontology annotation, biological process: mRNA 3'-end processing. Gene Ontology annotation, molecular function: mRNA binding. Gene Ontology annotation, cellular component: mRNA cleavage and polyadenylation specificity factor complex. The record is from RefSeq and is a predicted model, not a curated record. The coding region runs from base 77 to 1951 and encodes 624 amino acids. The transcript has 16 exons. Lineage: Eukaryota; Metazoa; Chordata; Mammalia; Carnivora; Otariidae.